AUGGGAGUGAACAAUGGCUCAGCUCUGCUGGUAGAAGAACAGGAAACAUCCACAGAUAGAAGCUGUGUGAGUCAUUACAGACAGCUGGCUCAUUACUUCUCUCUGCUCUGCUUCCUCCUCAUCAUCGUCACUCUGCUGCUGACUCUCUGCUUGCUUCAGCUCACCUUGGUAUUCCAGACUCAGUCGACCUUGCAGGACAGCAAACUCAGAGAUCUGACAGACAAACUGGAGAAGCUGAACCAGUCGUAUCGCCUCCUGUUUGACCAGUAUCCAGCUCUGAACCAGUACUGCCCGGUCAGCAACACAUCCACAGGGGGUUGGAUACCUCAGGGACAGAAAUGUUUCCUGUUCAGUCAGGACAGAGCCGACUGGAUCAGCAGUCAGUACCGCUGCAUGACACUGGGGGGCGCUGUGGUCAUAGUCAGGACAGAGGAGGAGCAGGUGUUUCUGUGGAAAAAGGCCCAGAGUCUGAGCCAGGGGGACUCGUACUGGCUGGGUCUGAGGAGCAGCGGAGGUGGAUUGGGCUGGAGGUGGAGUGAUGGCACAGAGCUGGAGGAGGGACCCCAGUUUUGGGCACAUGCACCUGAUGAAGCAGACAACAGGGAGCUCUGUGGUCGACUCACACCAGGGGGCAACUACAAGAUGGGCUGGUUCAUCUCCAGAUGCUCCAGUCAUCUGAAAAGCAUCUGUGAGAGGAAACAAGCUAGUUUACAGUGA
Molecule: messenger RNA, 717 nt
Organism: Cheilinus undulatus (humphead wrasse)
Lineage: Eukaryota; Metazoa; Chordata; Actinopteri; Labriformes; Labridae
Product: C-type lectin domain family 6 member A-like
Exons: 6
Coding region: 1-717 (238 amino acids)
Source: RefSeq, a predicted model, not a curated record